CACCUGUGACUGAGCAGGAAGGACAAGGCCCUGGGUCCCUCCCAGCAGCCCUCAGGUUGGCCUGGGCCUCAGCUCUUGGAUCAAGGUCACCUUCCUGGGGGAGUGACCACAUGCCCGCUGUCCCUAGCCAUCCUGGCCUGUGGCCUCUCCUGGGCUGCACAGGGGCUGUGCUCCUCCAGGGGCCUGGCGGUGGGGCUGAGCUGGGCCCCCGAGAGACAGGAGACCCCUGGUCAGCGCCAUGUCCUGUGGCUUCACGCCCUCCUCCUCCGGGGUUGUCCUGUCAUCCCUAGAGUACCUGUCCCAUCCUGGUGUUGUUAGAGUCGGGUCUGUCCCCUCAGGCUGUGGCCCGUCAUCUGGUACAUGGUCCUCUGUCCCUUCCGCACGCGCUUGUUCCGGGCAGUGGUCACAAAUCCCCGUCUCCUCUUCCCCCGUGGGGUCUCCCACCUUCUCUGACAUCCGCGCCCACAGGAGGCCCCGAUGGUCCCUGUCAACCAUCUCAUUUCUUUUCUUUCUCAUCAACGUCAUGUGGAGACGUGGUCAACGCUCCAGUGUCCCGGACCUGCCUGGGAAAGCGGCUCUGCACUACGGGGGCUCUAAGGAGACUGUGGGGUCUCCACCCAGUGCUGAGGACAGCGGCCCUUGGACCCCAAAUGCAGACAAGGACGAGGGAAGAGAAGAAGAGCCCAGAAGGAUAUGCCCCAUGGAUGGGGACACAGCGUUGUCAGUCACACAGCAGGUGAUGCUGGCCGUCCCUCCCAAGGACACAGACACCCCCGGGGGCUGAGUCAGCUGAGAAGAGGCCACAUAACCUGCAAGAGAGGAGAGGAGAGUGCGUGUGAGGAAGAGGGUCUCACUCCCAGAGCCGCAGGCUCCCUGCAGCCUCCCCUGGGCCGAGCUGACGUUGGUUCGGAACCCGGCUGGUCCUUCAUGACCUUGGGGGCUGAGCCUGGGGGGCAGCACC
Sus scrofa (pig) is the source of this 961-nucleotide messenger RNA. RefSeq lists its product as uncharacterized. The record is from RefSeq and is a predicted model, not a curated record. NCBI's taxonomy places the organism in Eukaryota, Metazoa, Chordata, Mammalia, Artiodactyla, Suidae.